This is a messenger RNA of Andrographis paniculata, 2207 nucleotides long. RefSeq names its product replication protein A 70 kDa DNA-binding subunit B. The transcript is spliced from 12 exons. Gene Ontology annotation, biological process: meiotic cell cycle; nucleotide-excision repair; DNA replication. The coding region runs from base 85 to 1962 and encodes 625 amino acids. The record is from RefSeq and is a predicted model, not a curated record. NCBI's taxonomy places the organism in Eukaryota, Viridiplantae, Streptophyta, Magnoliopsida, Lamiales, Acanthaceae. Gene Ontology annotation, molecular function: single-stranded telomeric DNA binding; damaged DNA binding. Gene Ontology annotation, cellular component: DNA replication factor A complex; nucleus.
CGAGCUCCCGAUUCACCCAUUCAAGUGCCUUCAUCAAUCUCUCUGCAGUUUCUGGAUCCAGGUUUUGUGUUUUCGCUUCCACAAAUGGCCGGAGCAGUUACCGAAGAUGCGAUUUCCGCUAUUUUUGCAAAUCCAUGCCCCGGCUCUUCUUCUGGUCUGCCGGAUAUCGUCGUGCAAGUCCUCGAUCUCAAGCUCGCCGGCUCCAAAUACAUGUUCGUGGCUAACGACGGGAAGAUGAAGGUGAAGGCUCUGUUGCAAUCUGCCUUGUCAUCUGAAGUGAUCUCCGGCGCCAUUCAGAAUUUGGGGCUCAUUCGUAUUCUCGAUUAUACUCUCAACGAUAUACCAACGAAGAAUGAGAAGUUCCUGAUUGUGUCAAAGUGUGAGGCUGUGUGUCCGCCAUUGGAGGCAGAGUACAAAGCUGAGGUGAAACCUGAGGAAAUUAGGGAUGAAUUGAAGCCAAAGCAGGAAAUCGAUAUUGAUGGAGAUUUAAAGAGCGUUCCAGCGAUUGUGCUGAAGCCAAAGCAAGAGUUUGUUGCCAAAUCUGCUGCACAAAUAGUUCAUGAGCAACAAAGAAAUUUGGCUCCUGCUGCUCGAAUGGCAAUGACUCGGAGGAUUCAGCCACUGGUUUCUUUAAACCCUUACCUUGGAAACUGGACGAUAAAGGUUCGGGUGACAGGGAAAGGUAAUAUGAGGACUUACAGGAAUGCUAGAGGUGAAGGCUGUGUGUUCAAUGUAGAGUUGACGGACGAAGAAGGCACACAAAUUCAGGCUACAAUGUUCAACGAGGCUGCGAGGAAAUUCUUUGACAAGUUUCAGACUGGAAAGGUCUAUUACAUAUCGAAGGGGACUCUGAAAGUGGCGAACAAGCAGUUUAAAACGGUGCAGAAUGACUACGAAAUGACGUUAAAUGAGAAUUCUGAAGUUGAGGAAGCCAGCAAUGAGGCGACUUUUAUUCCACAAACGAAGUUCAAGUUUGUCCCGAUUGAUGAACUUGGUCCUUUCGUCAACCGAAGGGAGCUUGUUGAUGUUGUCGGCGUAGUUGUGACCGUGUCUCCUACAAUGAGCAUUAGAAGGAAAAGCGACAACGAGACUAUCCCAAAGCGCGACAUUACCAUUACUGAUGAGACGAAGAAAACUGUUGUGGUUUCCCUGUGGAACGACCUCGCCGCAGGCGUAGGCCAAGAACUGCUCGACAUUGCAGAUAAAUCCCCUGUGGUUGCGAUCAAAUCACUUAAAGUCGGUGACUUUCAAGGUGUGUCGUUAUCCACGAUUAGUAAAAGCGUUGUUGCCGUCAACCCGGACAUACAAGAGGCGAAGAAGUUAAGAGCUUGGUACGACUCCGAAGGUAAGAACAUUUCCUUGGACGCUGUUGGCUCCGGAUUAAGCCCUUCGACAAAUGGUGGAGCUCGAUCUAUGUACUCCGACAGAGUCAAUCUAGCUGAUAUCACCAGCAAUCCAUCUUUGGGAGAAGACAAGCCGGUGUUUUUCAACAUCAAGGCGUAUGUUAGCUACAUUAAAUCCGAUCAAGCGAUGUGGUACCGAGCCUGCAAGACCUGCAACAAGAAGGUGACUGAAGCUGUUGAUGCCGGCUAUUGGUGCGAAGGGUGCCAGAAGAACGAGCAAGAUUGCAACCUCAGGUACAUAAUGGUUGUUAAAGUCUCGGAUGCAACUGGCGAGGCGUACUUCUCUGUCUUCAACGAACAAGCCGAGAAGAUCAUCGGAUGCACAGCAGACGAGCUCAACGAGCUAAGAUCUCAGGACGGCGAGAGUUCUUACCAAAUGAAGCUGAAAGAAGCGAUGUGGAGAGCUCAGCUUUUGCGGGUAAGCGUUACGCCGCACGAAUACAAUAACGAGAAGAGGCAGAGGAUAACUGUUAGAAGUGUUGCAGCAGUAGAUUAUGCAGCUGAAUCUAAGUAUUUGCUCGAACAAAUUUCCAACAAAAUCAAGAUUGUGUCUCAUUAAAUAGGUAGAGUUUUUAAUCCAUCCUUGUUAUGCUUUUGAACCACAAUUUUUCCGUAUCUUUUGGUGAUCUCUCGGUAAUUUCUCUCAAAAGUUACAUUUGCGAUCCUACAUCAAAGCAUUGUGUUAUUACCGAAUGCACCUUUCGACAACGUUUGUAGAUAAUUUGUUCGAUUAUAUAUGUACCUUUCGCUACAUGGAAUGUUUUUACACUACAACGAUGUGUCAAUCGAUCAAGCGCGAUAUUA